Messenger RNA from Neospora caninum, 5352 nucleotides. RefSeq lists its product as hypothetical. Gene Ontology annotation, molecular function: RNA binding. The transcript is spliced from 6 exons. The record is from RefSeq and is a predicted model, not a curated record. Lineage: Eukaryota; Apicomplexa; Conoidasida; Eucoccidiorida; Sarcocystidae. Bases 1 to 5352 code for a protein of 1783 amino acids.
AUGGCGCCGACGACGGUCCAGCAGCUGUCUUGUUCGCUUUUGUGUGAGACGGCGUCCGCGUUCUCUUUUGCAUGCGACACGCCCCUGAAGGCUCGCAGCCUCGCGUUGGACGGAGAGAGGGGGGUGUCUCCGACUUCAGACCCUCGAACGCUUCGCCUGCGCGCGUCCUCGGUGGUAGGAGCGUUGACUGACGCGGCGCCGAGCGCUCGUGACUCGACAGCAAAUCCCUCCACUCCGCCGAGGUCAGGAGUCGGCAGCUGCGGGAAAGGCGAAAAAAGGCGCGGGGACGGCGUGGAAGCGAACGGCAGCGAGACGUGCGCGGGACUGCACUUGGCGAGCCGCCCUCGCAAGAACGACGGCAACGAGAGUCGCGAGACUGACGCUGCUGACCUCGCUCCGCAAAUGCCCGCGGGCGAUUCGAGCGCGAUGCGCCGGAACCAAAAGCCUUCCGUUGCGCUCGCUUCUGUCUCUUCUUUUCCGGCGGGCGCCGACCCUCAGGGCGAAACUGGGAUGGCUCUCGGGGGCGUGAAGACAGAGGCCAAGACGGCCCCAGACGCGGCUCUCGGCGAAGGGCCCAAAGAAGACAAGCAAGCCUCGGGGCCAGGAGCCCCCGGCGCCCCGGCUUCGUCCACGUCCUUCUCGUCCGAUCUGAGUGCCGUCGUCACGGACCCGCUCGCCUCCGCGCCCUCGUUCGCGUCCUCUAUGAGCAGCUUCGCUUCGGAAGUGGGAAGGGAACUGGAGAACAUCGGCUCGAUGUCCACAGCAGGCAGCUUCAAAGAACCGAUCGGCGGGGGUGGGGAGCAGAAACUGCCUGCGGCACUCGCGUACCAUGCGCCGAAUGGAGAAGACACGCUCGCGUCCUCGCUCUUCUUCUCCGCCCUCUCCUUUUCUCUCGCUCCGACGCCUGAAGAGUCCGCACACCUUUCGGCUGUAGGCGGACCGAGUGAACUGACGCAUCCAGGCAAGGAAGAGAAGGACGACAGUGGGACGGCUGCGUCGACACUCCUGGGCGUGUCUCAGCCGCGACGGCCCCGCGGGGAGAUCCCGCCGUGCCUGCAAGUCGCCUCAGCCGCCUCCUGUCGCCACCCCGGCUCGUGCCCCGCUCCGGGAGGCCCGCGAGAAGAGCGGAACGCGUCCUGCGGCUUCCUCUCGUCUUCGCCUCUCUCAGAGCGCCUCGUGGUUGGCCCGCCGUCCCAGUCGUUGCCUGGCUUCUCGCCUUCGCCACUCAAGAAAGCGUUUGGAGGCGCGACGGUUGCGGCGAGCAAGGGCGACAAGGAGCAGCAGCUUGCGAACCUCGGCGCGGUCACCUGCUCGGCGAGCGCGCAUGCGUCAUCUGCCACGAGUCUGUGCGUCUGCAAAUUUCUUCUGGGCGAGGACGUCGCGGGCUACCUCGUGGGGCGCAAAGGCGGCGGCAUCGACGAGUUCCAGAAACGGAACGGUCCCGGCCUGCGCGUCACAGUCAGCAAGCGAGGGGAAAUCUUCCCUGUCCUCGGCGAAAGAAUCGCCGCCGCAGUGGGCGUGCAAGAAAGCAUUGCAAGGGCCCUCGAUGAGAUCGUCGAUGUGGCGACCAAACGAGCUAUGCACAAGGAAGAAGAAAGACGACUCGACUCAGGAAGAAAAAUAGGCAAACCAAAGACGUGCUUCAAGCUCGUGGUUCCAGAGACUUCCGCGCGGCUCCUCGAACAGCAAGUUGAGAAUCGCGAUUCCGCGAAGGAACUGGGUCGCAAGCACAAGACGGAGGUGCUCAUCACAUCUGCAAACGACUGGUUUCACCUCGAAGCUGGCGACGCCGUUGCAAAGGAGCGUUUGGUUCAAGUAAUUGGUCUUCCGAACGACGUGAAGGACACGGUCCGGGAACUCGUGCCUUUGUAUCAGCAGGACACGACCCUGACGACUUCUCUGGAAUUGUGUUACGGGAAGAAGACGCCGGCGCCGCCUCCGCCGCCUCCUCCAGUUCUUCCGUCGCUCUUUUCGUUCACGCCCACCGUGCCGCCUCCGGCCGCCUUUGCGGCCACGUCGUUCCUCCCUUCGUACGCAGGCUCGUGCUUUGCGCUGGCGAACGCGAAUUCCCAUCCUCUGUUCUCAGGCGGAGACGACCGGCUGCUUGGGUCCGCGAUGGGAAGUCGCGGGGUCUCUGCGAGUCUGGGCACCACGCCGAACGCCCUGGCGGCAGCCGAGUCGUUUGCGUCUCCGGGACUGGGCAAACCAUCGGCGCUUUCGCGCAGUGCGGCCUUCGCCUCUGGACCUGUCCCGCUGAAGCCGCAUCUGUGCACGCCGCUGCUCUCGGCCGGCCUGCACCACGCGCCUCUCGCCUCGUACAGCACGGCUGUCGGGCCCAGCUUCGACGACUGUUCGAUGCACGCUUCCCAGGGCCUGAGUGGGCGGUGCGCGGAGGAGUUGCCAGACGUCUUCAUGCGGACGUUGAACGCCGCAGCGCCUCAGUCGACAGGCCAGAAAGCUGGCGCGGGAGGGAAGCGCAGCAGCGACGCAAACCUGACGACCGAUAUCCUGUCACUCCUGGCUGCGCACGGCAACGCUCGCGCGAAGCUCUUCUCGGGGUCGGAAGGCGCCGCUUUUUCUGCGUACGCGCCCCAAGCGGGCUACACCCAGGCAGGGGUUGGCAGCUGGGGAAGCAGGAACGCCGCCGCGGCGGCUGCGGCCUUCCCGGCGCUGCCGUCCUCGCUGUCGGGCGUGAAGGCGACUUCAGAGCCUCAGAGGAAAGCCUCGGGCGGCGGGGCGAUGUCGCAGGCCGAGGCAGUCCGAGCGCUUUUGCAGAUCAUGGGGACGGAGAUGAAGCUGGGAGAUGAGAAACAGGGUGGAGCUGCCGGCCGGAGCCUACAGAAGCGCGAAGCCUUCGAAAUGCCUUCCUUCCUAGGAGCCAGCCUCCGCGACGAUCGACGCGAUCUCCUGUCUCCCACGCCGGAGGCGGGGCCGCGGACCCCUCUCGCUGGCCUGCCGAGUGCCGCCCACCCUGCGCCGCCAGCUGGGUCCGGCGGCGCCAUGGACGCUUCGAGCGCUUCGCGCCGUUGCGAGCAGCCCACGGAGACAGGGACGGGUUCGGAGGCCGGCGCGUACUCGUAUUCGCCGAAGCGCGGCUCCAGGGGCGCGCUGUUGCCUGUCAAUUCUUUGCACGGCAGUGGAACGCGGGGUAGCUUCGCCGGCAGCGGAUCCGGCUUCAUGGACGCAGUCGGGUUUCUGACUGGAGGGUCCGCGCGAGACGGGAGAGGCCUGGCACAUCCUUUGGACGAGGGGAGAGCUGGCGACGUGGCGCCUGCUGCGUCGACGCGUCCGGGGCCCAGUGGAGAGAACUCGGCAGCCGCUGCUAGCGGCGCAGCUCUGCUCCUGCCUCUCUCCUCGUCUCGCCUCGAUCCGUCGGCGCCCGUCUUCCAUCCCCAGCAAUCGUCCGGGGAAGUGCCUCUGCAUGCAGACGAGAAUCUCCAGCUGUUGAACUCGCUGCUACAUGCCAAUUUGAGGCAGCGCGGGGGGGGAAGCCGCCCGGGCGCAAGCGACGAGGGGACUCCCGUGCAAGGGUCUCGGGGGGCCGCUUCGGCGGCUUCUUUUCUGCCUUCUUCGUCUUCGUGUCUCUCUGCGUCCUUCCCCGCGACGCCUCUCGGCAAACGCAUGCGCGACUCCCAGCGACCGCAGCAGAUUAUCGCCGGUUCGCUGGCGGCACAUGCGGAUCCGACGUCGACGCACCAGCUGCGGAACGAACUGCUCUGUCUCCUCAGACAGAAGGAACGUCACUUUCGGGAUGGCGCCGAGUUCCAGCUCGGACGCGGAGACGCGAGUGCGGGCGGGCCGUUCUGUCUCCCUCCCCCCACGCUCAGAGGCAGCCAGGCGACCGGGGCUGUUGCGGGAGACGAGCCUGCGGGCAGAGGGAGCCAGGGCGGCAGGCCCGAGAAGGAACUCGAAGCAGAGCUCGCGCUUCUUCAAAGCCUCCUCUCUCACUCCGGAGGCCUUCCCGCUGUGGGCGCUGUGGGCGCCGCCCCGGGGCGGUUGCCUGCGCCGGCCGCGCCCGGCGCAGACCCCGGAGUCGACCAUCUGUUGCCUUCCUCGGGCGUGCAGGCAGAUUUGCAGAAGCUGCGGCAGCUUUGCCAGGGGCGAUUGUCUGCCGUGGCUGUGAAACAAGGAGGCAGAGACGAGGACAGCGGCUGGCGAGAAGGCCAGCGACGCCUCGGCGUGUGCAGAAAGGACGAGCGCGAGGGGGGGCCGAAGCGAGAAGGCGAAAGAGACUCCCGUCUCCCGUUUGCGGCCGCUCUUCAGGCUGGCAGCUUGGCUCACGGGGUUUUCGCGAACAGUCAGGCGACGCCUCCGCAGCCCCACGCGACUCGGUUACCUGACGCGUGGUCCGCGCGCGGCGGCGCGUCGUCCCCGGCUGCGGCGACCUCGGCUUUCCCCGGAGGCUUCGGCCUCCUCUGUGAGGAGCCGAAGGAGACAGUUGCGCCUGGUCGGGGCGACGGCGCGGGAGCCGUCUUGCCGUGUUGGCCCGCGGAGGCAGACGCGCGCACGCUGGCGUCUGCCGUGCCGAGAACCAGCGCGAGCACCCCGACGCACCGCCGCAGCAAGCAGGCGAGCUGCAUGCAGUCUCUGGACCUCGCGUUUGGCGGGCGCGGAAACGGCGAGAAGGCGGGCGCAGGCCUGCGCGGGGAGUUCUUCGGAGGGCGUCGAGGGGACGAGGCUGGCAGGCCCGAGGCACGCAAGGGCGAGAACCUGGGAGUCGAGGAUCCAGGGGAGCCUGGCUUAGAUGCAGAUCCCAGUGGGCACCGGCGUUCGCUGUCGGCCCAGGGAAAAGGGGAGGCAAGUCUCAACGGCCAACCUGCAGGGAGCGGGAGUCUGCAUGUGAGUCGGAGUCUCACGGGACAAGCUCCGUUCGCCGGGAUGGAGCCUACCAGCUGCACGGGCGUGGCCCGUGAAGCGCACGGCGAUGACGGGCGAGACCCGGGAGGCCCUGACAAAACGCCUUCGAGUUCCGUUUACUUCGGCAAAGGCCUCGGCGCGCCAGGUCACGAACUCCUCAGCGGUGGCAUGCGAGGCCCCGCGGCCAAAGGUGGACAGGAAGCGACGCUAGGAGCAGGGCCGGACGAAUUCUCUGUGCAGAUCCAGAUUCCAGUGUCUGUCGCACAGUCCGAAAGCAGCCUGUCUGUCCUGUUGCUUCUGCUGCGCUCGCUUUCCACGCGCGUCUCCGCCGUUCUGCCACCAGCCCCGCAGCCAGCGAGCGGUCGCGAGACAGACCACGCGCCCGGUGCGGAGACCGAGUCUCCGGGAACAAUCUCGCUGCAAGUCAGCGGCACCGCCGACAACGUCGCUUCCGCUUCGGUCCUUCUCCGGUCGCUCUUGAGCGGGACAGUGUAG